Molecule: messenger RNA, 660 nt
Organism: Microplitis demolitor
Lineage: Eukaryota; Metazoa; Arthropoda; Insecta; Hymenoptera; Braconidae
Exons: 4
Coding region: 31-468 (145 amino acids)
Source: RefSeq, a predicted model, not a curated record
UAAACGCGUUGGUGUACCCGCCAAAAAAUAAUGAAGGGCAGAGUGAUACUGUUGAUAAUUUUUUUUAUAAUUUGUGAACUUGUCAGUGAAUCAUCGGCAGCACCGGCGCCAUUUGUUUUUCCUGGACCCUCAUCAGACGACUAUUCCGACUCGUAUGACGAUGGUCCUCAAGGGCGAAAUUUAUUUGGCAACAAACGAAAACACCAUCGAUUUUCAGGAGGUCACGGCUGUCGAGGUCACGGCUGUGGCGGAGGCUUUGGCUUGAGACCGGACUACGGGGGUUAUUACCCGAACAAUCAAGGUGGCUCCUUCGCCACAGCAUCCGCAGGAUCUUUGGGAGCAUCCAACAGUCAAGCGAAUGCCCAGAGCGCAACUUUUAACUUCGGACCUUUCUCGGCAUCUUUCAGCUCUGCCCAGGCUUCUUCUGGCCGUCAAAAUGGCUCACCUUUUCUGAACUACGACUACUAGCCGUCUGACAGCGACUAGCCGAAACUACUCAUCCAUCAUCAAAUCAAUCGCUCCGUCCAUUACGAAUCCAUGUGCGUCCUAUUUAUUAACAAAUCUAUAAAUAAGUGUAAGCUCACCAGCUAAAAAAAAUAAAUUUAUCUAAAAAAAUAUAAUAGAGUAUUUAUAAAUAAAAAAUAUAUGCAGUUGCAUGGA